AUGUUGGAAUGCAUAAGAAGCGUUGUACAAAAAUGGGUUUGGACUAAUGGAAAUGAGGCGAAUGGAACCUUUACAGCGAUAUCAUCAGAAGCUGAAGCUGUAUUGAGAGAGAACUAUCUAAAAUCUACUAAAUUUGAGGUGAGACAAUGCAACACUAUUUUUUCAGAAGUGAUUGAAGAAAGAGGAACUUAUAUAGUCAAUAUUCAAGAGAAAACAUGCACAUGUAGAAGGUUUCAAGAAGAUGAAGUACCAUGUUCACAUGCACUUGCUGUCAUUGCAAAAAAAAGGCUAAAUUGCUAUGAGUUUUGUUCUGCUUACUACAAAACUGAAACAAUGAAAGCAACUUAUGCAGAAACAGUUUAUCCUUUGCCACAUGAGGAUGAAUGGAGUCUACCAGAAGAAUUGGACAUACUUGUCCUACCUCCAAAAGGAAAAAUUCCUCCCGGUAGACCAAGGAGGAGAAGGAUAAGAGCACGGGGAGAGCCAAGAAUGGUUAUGAAGUGUGGACGAUGUGGCAAAUCAGGUCAUAAUAGAAAAACGUGCAGAAACCCACCUAUGGAGAAGCCACACAAGCCAAGAGAAUGAUUCAUUUACUUUUACUUAAGGAUGUUGCUCGUUAUAUUCAUUCAUAAAAAAGGAACAAGUUACUA
Cannabis sativa is the source of this 650-nucleotide messenger RNA. RefSeq lists its product as uncharacterized. NCBI's taxonomy places the organism in Eukaryota, Viridiplantae, Streptophyta, Magnoliopsida, Rosales, Cannabaceae. Bases 1 to 585 code for a protein of 194 amino acids. The record is from RefSeq and is a predicted model, not a curated record. Gene Ontology annotation, molecular function: zinc ion binding; nucleic acid binding. The transcript is spliced from 2 exons.